Jaminaea rosea is the source of this 1678-nucleotide messenger RNA. RefSeq names its product Glutamyl-tRNA amidotransferase subunit A, mitochondrial. The record is from RefSeq and is a predicted model, not a curated record. The transcript has 2 exons. Bases 63 to 1625 code for a protein of 520 amino acids. Gene Ontology annotation, molecular function: glutaminyl-tRNA synthase (glutamine-hydrolyzing) activity. NCBI's taxonomy places the organism in Eukaryota, Fungi, Basidiomycota, Exobasidiomycetes, Microstromatales. Gene Ontology annotation, biological process: mitochondrial translation; glutaminyl-tRNAGln biosynthesis via transamidation. Gene Ontology annotation, cellular component: glutamyl-tRNA(Gln) amidotransferase complex; mitochondrion.
CCAACUUCAGAGCGACUGCUUGCUCAUACGAGAGAGGCAGCCUGGCAAGGUUCCGGAUCGUCAUGGCCGCAAGGCAAAGGAUAGCAAGACAGCUCGAUGGCAUCGCUCGUCGACAUGGCCACACGCAAGCAGCAUCGACAUCGCAACGCCAUGACCCACUCGAUGCGUGGAAUUGCCUCACGCAUCGCAACUCGUCAUCGGGGACCUCGAAUAGCAACGCAGUCGCAUCAUCUAGCAAGCAACCCCUCGCAGACUGGCCAGUAACAAUCAAAGACAACUUCUGCACCUCGGACGUGCCCACGACGUGUGCAAGUAAGAUGCUCGCAGACUAUCGACCCACUUUCGAUGCCGCCGUCGUAGCGCGAUUGAAGGCAGCAGGAGCCUGUAUCGUGGGAAAGACGAAUCUUGACGAGUUCGCAAUGGGCUCAAGCAAUGUGCAUUCUUACUUUGGCCCUGUGAAGAAUCCAGCCAAGCAGAACAGCAACGACGAAGCAAGAGCGGCUGGAGGUAGCUCAGGAGGCGCAGCUGCUAGCGUGCGAGCCGGGCUUUGUAGAGUCGCCAUUGGCUCAGAUACUGGCGGAUCGAUCCGUCUUCCAGCUUCACAUUGCGGCGUCUGGGGCUUCAAGCCCUCUUACGGUCUCAUCAGCCGCUGGGGCCUCGUCUCCUACGCCGACAGCCUCGACACCGUAGGGAUUGCGGCCUCGUCAUGGCAAGACGCACGUCGAACAUUCCAGCUCCUCUCGGGCCACGACCGCAGAGAUCCUACAUCUAUGCAUCCCCGCACUCGCCAGAAGGCCGCCCGAGAAUCUCAGAAGCAGGUCGACCGAAUACAGCAAAGCGCUCGCUCACGGCCCGACGCCCUUCACGGGCUCCGAGUCGGCAUCCCUCAUGAAUGCUUCCCUGCUGAGCUGCAUUCGCAGGUCCUCCCACCAUUCGAGCGACUGGUCGACUUUCUCACCUCCAAGGGCGCAACGGUCAUCCCCUGCAGCCUGCCCAACAUCUCGCUCGCCCUCAGUGCCUACUACGUGAUCGCUACUGCGGAAGCUAGCAGUAACCUUGCGCGAUACGACGGCGUACGGUAUGGAUUUCAAGCGGGCGCCAAGGAUGACGGCAGAGAACCUGCUAAGACAGCUGCGGAGGUCUAUGCUCGCACACGAUCACAAGGCUUCGGCCGCGAGGUGCAGAAGCGUCUUCUCCUCGGCGCUCACGCUCUAUCAGCGGACGCGUUCGACAAUACUUUCCUGCGAUCACAAGAGAUCCGCAAAGUCGUACAGCGGGACUUCGACGCAGUCUUCCGUGCGCCAAAUGUGCUGCGACGCAGUCAGGCGGACGAGCGAGAAGAAGGUGUUGACGUGCUCGUACACCCCUGCUCAGUCAGCUCGGCGCCUCGUCUGGAUGCGACAAAGGCUUCGUCUUCGCCCAUGAGCGAGUAUGUGCAAGACCUACUGACCGUGCCCAGCUCUCUGGCGGGCUUGCCGUCAGUGAGCAUGCCUACGGGCGUGGCGGAGGACGAUGGCUGGCCGGUGGGUACGAUGUUGACGGCGCAGUGGGGUAUGGAGAAUGUGCUCGACAUCGUCGCGAGCGUGGUGGAUCAAGAGUACGAGCCGAAGGAUGGGCUGAGAUGAGCAAAUAGGCGGCGGCGUAGAGCCACUCAAUGUACGGUCCAUUGCGUGAGAGG